AUGGCGUCGUGUGCUCCCACAGCUGCCAGCACACGUGCAAGAGGUGUGUGUGGGGCUACACGUGGGGAGCUGCGCACUGCGGGCGCGUGGAAAGGCGUGCGUGAGGUGGGCGUGGAAGAGGCCUCUGUGGGAAGGGCUGUGUCUGAGGGGGAGUGUGUCCGAACAGCAGCAGUGACCCUAAAAAUACUCCAGCUAAUUAUAGCCCGGUGCCGCAAGUGCUUACUCCUGGGAGUAAGGCAGCCCCUGGAGGGUAGCGAUGCCGCUGGCAUUGCGGAGCUGUGCGAGAGUGGAUCCAGGCAGACGGGCAUUUUUGGAAGGAUAAAGACUUUGAUCCCGGGGAGGCUGUGUCUGGCCUUGCGUGCGGGGAGGGAUGGGGCUGCUCGCGCUGUAGUGGCCGCCCAGGGAUGCAGCUAUUGUACGGUGCGUCAGGAACCAAGCGAAAGCAGCAGCCUGCGGAACCGCCUCAGCCUGGCACUGCGAACAAUUAGACCACAGCUAGCUAAAGAGAAGAUUGAAGGAUGCCAUAUUUGUACAUCCGUCACACCUGGUGAACCUCAAGUGUUCUUGGGAAAAGAUAAGGCCUUCACUUUUGAUUAUGUCUUUAACAUUGAUUCGCAACAAGAAGAGAUCUAUUUACAAUGUAUAGAAAAACUGAUUGAAGGUUGCUUUGAAGGCUAUAAUGCCACUGUCUUUGCUUAUGGCCAAACAGGUGCUGGCAAAACAUACACCAUGGGCACUGGAUUUGAUGUCAACAUAACAGAAGAGGAACAAGGCAUUAUAUCGCGUGCUGUUAAGCAUCUUUUCAGAUGUAUUGAAGAAAAAAAACAAGCUGCUAUUAAACAAGGACUUCCACCUCCAGAUUUUAAAGUGAAUGCACAGUUCUUAGAGCUUUACAAUGAAGAAAUUCUUGAUCUGUUUGAUACUACACGUGAUAUUGAUGCGAAGAAUAAAAAAUCAAAUAUUAAAAUACAUGAAGAUUCAGCGGGAGGAAUUUAUACAGUGGGUGUUACAACCCGAACUGUGAAUGGAGAAUCAGAGAUGAUGCAGUGCUUGAAGCUGGGGGCUUUGUCUCGAACCACUGCCAGCACGCAGAUGAAUGUUCAGAGCUCACGGUCACAUGCUAUCUUCACUAUACACUUAUGUCAAACCAGAGUCUGCCCUGCAUUUAGCACUGAUAAUGCCACCGAUAACAGGAUAAUAUCUGAAUCUUCUGAGAUGAAUGAAUUUGAAACUCUUACGGCCAAAUUCCAUUUUGUUGAUCUAGCGGGAUCUGAAAGGCUAAAGCGAACAGGAGCUACAGGAGAAAGGGCAAAAGAAGGCAUUUCCAUCAACUGUGGACUACUGGCGCUUGGCAAUGUAAUAAGUGCACUAGGAGAUAAAAGUAAGAAGGCAACUCAUGUACCAUACAGAGAUUCAAAGCUUACAAGGCUGCUUCAAGACUCUCUUGGGGGAAACAGUCAAACACUCAUGAUAGCCUGUGUGAGCCCUUCAGAUCGAGAUUUCAUGGAAACCUUGAACACCUUAAAAUAUGCCAAUCGGGCACGGAACAUCAAGAACAAGGUGAUGGUAAAUCAGGAUAGGGCUAGUCAACAAAUAAAUGCUUUGCGCAGUGAGAUUACACGGCUGCAGAUGGAACUCAUGGAAUACAAAACAGGUAAAAGGAUUAUAGAUGAAGAAGGCGUUGAAAGCAUCAAUGACAUGUUUCAUGAAAAUGCAAUGCUGCAAACAGAAAACAACAACCUACGUGUUAGAAUUAAAGCAAUGCAAGAGACAAUUGAUGCACUGAGAGCCAGAAUAACACAACUUAUGAGUGAUCAGGCCAACCAAGUGCUAGCCAGAGCAGGAGAAGGAAAUGAAGAAAUUAGCAACAUGAUUCAUAAUUAUAUCAAGGAAAUUGAAGAUCUCAGAGCAAAAUUAUUAGAAAGUGAAGCAGUGAAUGAAAAUCUUCGACGCAACUUGUCAAGAGCAUCAACAAGAUCUACGUACUUUGGUGGACCAUCAGCAUUUUCUGCUUCUAUGCUUUCUUCAGAGAAAGAGACAAUGGAAAUUCUAGACAUAGCUAAGAAAGAUCUGGAAAAGCUGAAAAAAAAAGAAAGGAAAAAGAAGAAGAGGCUACAGAAACUUGAGGAAAGCAGUCAAGAAGAAAGAAGUGUUAAAGAGGAUAACACAGAUAAUGAGCAGGAGAAGAGAGAUGAAAAAGGCACUUCGGAGAGAGAGAAUAAUGAAUUGGAAGCAGAGGAAGUUCAGGAAGUAAGUGAUCAUGAGGAUGAAGAAGAGGAAGAUGAUGAGGAUGAAGAUGACAUGGAAGUUGUCGAAAGCUCAGAUGAAUCAGAUUCUGACUCUGAUGAAAAAGAAAAUUAUCAGGCUGACUUGGCAAAUAUCACCUGUGAAAUAGCUAUUAAGCAAAAGCUGAUAGAUGAGCUAGAGAACAGCCAGCGAAGGUUGCAAACACUAAAAAGACAAUAUGAAGAGAAACUAAUGAUGCUACAACACAAGAUUCGAGACACUCAGCUUGAAAGAGAUCAAGUUCUUCAAAACCUGGGUUCUGUAGAGACCUAUUCAGAAGAAAAGGCAAAAAAAAUCAAGUCAGAAUAUGAAAAGAAACUCCAAGCCAUGAAUAAAGAACUGCAGAGGCUUCAAACAGCGCAAAAGGAGCAUGCACGAUUGCUUAAAAAUCAGUCUCAAUAUGAAAAGCAACUGAAGAAAUUGCAGCAGGAGGUGACAGAGAUGAAGAAAACCAAGGUUCGCUUGAUGAAACAAAUGAAAGAAGAGCAAGAGAAAGCUAGGAUGACUGAAUCUAGAAGAAACAGAGAGAUUGCACAGCUUAAAAAGGAGCAACGCAAGCGAGAGCAUCAGCUCAAGCUUCUGGAAGCUCAGAAAAGAAAUCAAGAAGUUAUCUUACGUCGCAAAACUGAAGAGGUCACAGCCCUUCGUCGGCAAGUAAGGCCUCUGUCGGAUAAAGUGGCAGGAAAAGUAAGUCGAAAGCUGAGUCUGCCUGAGCAUCCUACACAGGAACCAAGUUCUAGCUCAUCAGUUGAGCAUGAUGGUUCAAGAACAGCAGCACUGCAGAAGAUGAGAAUCCCUGUUGCAAGGGUUCAAGCAUUAUCUGUAACUGCAACAAAUGGAACAGGAAAGAAGUAUCAGCGGAAAGCAGUGACAAGCAGAAUUUACUCCUCAAGGGCAGCCAGGAUGAAGUGGCAGUUACUCGAACGCAGAGUGACUGAUAUCAUUAUGCAGAGGAUGACCAUUUCCAAUAUGGAGGCAGAUAUGAACAGGUUACUUACGCAACGUGAAGAACUUACAAAAAGAAGAGAGAAGCUUUCAAAGAAAAGGGAGAAGCUCAUCAAGGACGGAGGUGGAAGUGAAGCAGAUAGAAAUGUCCAAAACAUAAAUGAAGAGGUGGAGUCACUAACUGCAAAUAUAGACUACAUUAAUGACAGCAUUUCUGACUGCCAAGCAAAUAUUAUGCAAAUGGAAGAAGCAAAGGAAGAAGGUGAGACCUUGGAUGUAACAGCAGUGAUUAAUGCUUGCACUUUGACAGAAGCUCGAUAUUUGCUUGACCACUUCCUCACGAUGGGUAUCAAUAAGGGUCUCCAAGCAGCCCAGAAAGAAGCUCAGAUUAAAGUUCUUGAGGGACGUCUUAAGCAGACAGAAAUUACAAGUGCUACUCAAAACCAACUGCUGUUUCAUAUGCUAAAAGAAAAAGCUGAGUUAAAUCCUGAACUUGAUGCUUUGCUGGGUCAUGCUUUACAAGACCUAGAUAGCAUACCGUUGGAAAAUUUGGAAGAUAGUACUGAUGAGGAUGCCCCAUUGCAUAGUCCUGGGACGGAAGGAAGUUCAUUAUCUUCAGAUCUUUUGAAGCUUUGUGGUGAAGUCAAACCCAAAAGCAAGGCCCGCCGGAGGACCACUACCCAGAUGGAAUUGCUGUAUGCAGACAGCAGCGAUUUAGUCUCUGACACUAGUGCUGCAGACUCUGCUUUGGCUGGUCCUCUUCCAUCAGUUGCAGAAACCCAACAAAGUGGGAUGGCUGCUGACACAAAUGAUACUUCUGCUAGGGACAGAGAGUUUAUUCCCCCACCAUCUGGCUUACCUUCUAAGAUAGGUGGCAUCUCUAGACAGCCAUCUCUGUCAGAGAAGAAGAUACCUGAGCCUUCACCUUUAGCAAAGAGAAAAGCCUAUGAGAAAACCAUGGAAAAGACAAAGGGAAAAGAACAAAAACUCUCAGAUUCUGGAGCCCCAGAGGCUAGUCUGUCACCUCCUACUUCCCCACCAAGCCGGCCCCGUAAUGNUCUUUCUCCUCACAAUUCCACCACUGUUGAUUGUAGGUCUGAUGAAAGUGAUUCCUCUCUGUCGGAGGUACACAGGGGGAUAAUUAACCCGUUCCCUGCUUCAAAAUGCAUCAGAUCAUCCCUGCUUCAGUGUAUCUAUACAGCUGAAGGACACGCCAAGGCUGUGCUUUGUGUUGAUGCAACUGAUGAUCUUCUCUUCACUGGAUCUAAAGAUCGUACCUGUAAAGUCUGGAAUCUGGUAACUGGACAAGAGAUUAUGUCUCUGGGGGGUCAUCCAAAUAAUGUUGUUUCUAUAAAAUAUUGCAACUACACUAGCCUGGUCUUCACAGUCUCAACCUCCUAUAUCAAGGUGUGGGACAUCAGAGAUUCUGCUAAGUGUGUUCGGACACUGACGUCUUCGGGCCAGGCGAUGCCUGGUGAUGUGUGUUCAGGAAGUACUAACAGAACAGUCACUAUCCCAGCUGGAGAGAACCAGAUCAAUCAGAUUGCACUAAAUCCAACCGGCACAUUCCUCUAUGCAGCUGCUGGAAACUCAGUGAGGAUGUGGGACCUGAAAAGAUUUCAGUCUACAGGAAAGCUAACUGGUCACCAGGGUCCUGUUAUGUGCCUUACUGUAGAAAGAAUUUCCAAUGGACAAGAUCUUAUUGUCACUGGUUCAAAGGAUCAUUAUAUAAAGAUGUUUGAUGUGACUGAAGGGGCUCUUGGAAGUGUAAGUCCUACACACAAUUUUGAACCUCCUCAUUAUGAUGGCAUUGAAGCACUUGCUAUUAUGGGAGACAACCUUUUUAGCGGAUCCAGAGAUAAUGGACUUAAGAAAUGGGAUUUGGCUCAAAAAGACCUUCUUCAGCAAGUUCCUAAUGCUCAUAAAGACUGGGUGUGUGCUCUUGGCCUGGUGCCUGAUGCUCCAGUUCUGCUCAGCGGCUGCAGAGGAGGCACCCUCAAGCUCUGGAAUGUGGAUACCUUCGCGCCCAUUGGGGAGAUGAAGGGACACGACAGCCCGAUAAAUGCAAUCUGUACCAACGCCAGCCAGAUUUUCACAGCAUCAGAUGACCGGACUGUGAGGAUCUGGAAAGCUCGAAAUGUAAUAGAUGGACAGAUCUCAGAUACAGGAGAUGCAAGUGAAGACCUUGCCAGUAAUUGAAAUGAUGGGGAUCAAUGAAUAUAUUGAUGAUUUUGAGGUGCACUCUAUGCAGUUUGCUGCAUGCUUAUUAGGUAGACACUGAUGACUGGAAUGAACUCACAAAUAAAUAAGAGUGAACUCUUCUACUAGACCUGCUGUCCUUAAAAUAUGUACUGUAUUUAAGAAAAAAAUAACCUCUUGGUAACAUGCUUGUGUCUCAGUGAUCACAUAUGUAUGUCUAUUAUGGCUGAAUUUGUGUGCAUAUGUAACACUUGCGGAUUAAAUUAACUGGAAAUCAGUCUUCUGUAACGACCAUCUCAAAAUUACAACCUGGAAUGUAUAACAGAAGUGCUCUGCUCUGUUUCACUCACAAGUAUGAUCAGCUGUUUUGCAUUUUAGGGUAGCAGGGGAAUGAUGAUGUCCCAGUAACAAGCCUUUGAUUAUGGCAGGCAGUUUCAGGAUUCUAAAGGUCGCUCACACUGUUGUUAGGAAAGUGGAGUGAAUAAAAGAUGGGAAGAAGCUGUUAAUGACACAUCUAUCUGACAUGGCUGUCUCCUGCUAACACAGAAUGCCGUAUGAUUUGUGUUAAUGUUAGCAUAUAAUCCUUGUUGACCAAAGUUGUGCAGCUAUGUAUACUCUGUGCUCAGGACUAGAACCCAAACGCUCGUGAACUGGUAUGUUCUAUUAGUGUUUUGCCUAUAUUCUGUAAUGACUAGGUGUUCUUAAUGUCAUGACAGAAAUAGAUCUUAAUCUAUUUUUCUUAUGCAUUUGUUUCUAUCAUCUCACUUUUUCUUUUUUAAAGCAAAAUGUCUUUCCUUUUUAUCUAAUUUUAUAUGCUGCUAAAUGUAUUUUAAAUACACUGUUUUGCAAACCUUGGCAGUUACUCUGAGAACUGAACCACGUGUAUUGGAAAAAGCUAUGUAAAUAGAUGGUUGUACAAAGAAAAUAUCUUAUCUUGUGCCUGUAUGACUUUUGAAGCUCUUAGAAUGUGGAUAUUGAGGGAGGAUGUAUAAUUUACCCAACUGCUCUGAACAUUAAUUUGUAAAUUCUGCAAACUUAAAAAAAAAUUAUGUAGAUUCAGAUACAGUGUUUGGAUACUGAGGUUUUUUUGGUGGUUUGUUGUUUUGGUUUUUUUUUUCCCCCUGAAAAUAUCAGUCUGUAAAUUAUAGCUUAUGUAGGUAACAUUUAAAUAAAGAUGUGAAUGUGAACU
Molecule: messenger RNA, 6619 nt
Organism: Opisthocomus hoazin
Lineage: Eukaryota; Metazoa; Chordata; Aves; Opisthocomiformes; Opisthocomidae
Source: RefSeq, a predicted model, not a curated record